GAGUAAAGAGAGAGACAUCAUAUCUAACUCCACACAGUUUAAUGAUCUUUAUAGAGUCAAAGAUGAAGAAACUCAUUUACCUGAUUUUACUUUCUGUUCUUGUUUCCAUUCCGGGUAGUUUUGAAGUGAAUUUAGCACGUAAAGGAACAGCGACACAAUCAUCCUCAGUAACUGCGGCUCAAUACGCUAUAGAUGGUUUAAGAUCUACUGCAUCAUACUGCUCCAUUACUGGACGUGAAUUGAGUCCAUGGUGGAGGUUGGAUCUCUUGGAUUAUUAUGGGAUUAGUACAGUAGUCAUCACUACAUCAGAAAGUCGUGCGUUUCUAACCAAUGGAGCAGAGAUUCAUAUCGGAAACUCCACUGAAAACAAUGGAAACAACAAUCCCAUGUAAAGUUAUUCAUUACAUCAGUUUAACAUCUACAUGUUGCGUAAUGCUUUUAAAGUUUUAUUUAUUGAUUGAUUUUUUUUCAAUGUCUAGAUGUGCUGUAACUUCAGGUUUUGAAAUUGGUCAAACUAUCAGUUACUCAUGUGGUGUAAUGGUGGGACGUUAUAUAAAUGUGGUCAUGACUGGACUUACAGAUUAUCUCACUCUCUGUGAGGUUGAGGUCUAUGAAACAGAGAAUGUGGCUCUAAAUUCAGCAGCUAUACAAUCAUCCACAUAUUACCCCUUUGUGGCUCAAAAUGCUAUAGAUGGUAUAAGAUAUGGAAAAGGUGACGCUUCAUACUGUGCCGUUACUGGACAUCAAAGUGACCCAUGGUUGAGUUUGGAUCUUCAGCAUGAAUAUGAGAUUGGUACAGUAAUAAUCACUGCUAGAUCAGACUGUUGUGCGGCUCAAACCAAUGGAGCAGAGAUUCGGAUUGGAAACUCCACUGAAAACUAUGGAAACAACAAUCCCAAAUGUGCUGUAACUUCAGGUUUUCAAGUUGGUGAAACUAUCAGUUACUCAUGUAAUGGAAUGGAGGGUCGCUAUGUAAAUGUGGUCAUGACUGGACUUCGUUCCAAUCUCUCUCUCUGUGAAGUGGAGGUCUACGGAAAACGUCAUUAUAUAAAAAGCACUUUGAGACUGAAAUUGGUCUCCAGUGUUAAUGCAACAGCUAUGAGUGAUGAAAUCCUCAACCAGUUGGAGUCUGCUCUGUCUCUACACAACUCUGAUUUUACACUGUCCUGGAAACAAAUCCCUUAUAAAGAGGAAGUGAAAAAACAUAACAUCACGCAGAACAUCCCAGGUAUUUCAGGUUCUUGUGAUAAAAUACCUACCUGAGGGAUACAGAUGAUGUCUUCUUUUAUUUACUUAUUUACAUUAUUGUUCCUGCUGUAUGUUUCAUUUAAAGUAAGUAUCUAGCUGCAAUUUAUAGACAGUACAACAUGUCUAUAAGAUGUCUAUGUAAAGUUUUUCUAGAUUUUACACAAUUUAUCUGAAAAAAAAAUUACUGUGGAUAGGUUUUAAUUAUAUUAGUCAGUUUUGGACCUAGAGGAAGGGCACUUUAUUUAAUAGGAUAAAAUAAUUGACAAAAUAUAUUAUAUCAUAAAAUUAUUUUAUAUAAUAGACACUAGAAUGUGAUUAGAUGUUAACUAUAUAUUUGGUGGUGGGGCUGGCAGUUUAUUUUUUAGUUUGCUCAGAUUAUUAACACUGUAAACCCGGACAAGUUGAAUUUACAAGUUGAAAUGUGUUGCCCUAAUGUGAAAUAAAACAAGAGUACAUUUAACUUUUCAUAUAAUUCCAAGCUCAAUAAAUUAAAUGUUAAGUUGAUUUAACUAAAUAAUUGGUACUAUCAAUUGCUCUGUCCAACAUCUCCAUUUAGUUAAUUGAGUUACUCUUAGGGCCAGAUUUACUAAACAGGGCUAAUGGUUUGUGUUGGCCCAAGCUGUUAGUAAAUUUGGCCCUUAGUGUUAUAAAUUGCAUUAAAACACAAAAUUCAUGACAUGAUUGAAUAAACUUGAUUCUCCACAUAAACACACAAAAACUGUUUUACAUGAUUUGUUAGCAGUGGCGACAUUUCACAAAAACCUAGGGUACGGCAUACAAAAAGACAAUUCAAAUAAUGACUCUAUAACCAAAUUAUAUGUGUAUAUACUCCACCAACGUGUACAAAAUCAUACUAAAGAUUGCACGAAUGUACACUUACAGACAACAACAAUACAUACAAACAAAAAUAAAACUGAAGAUCAUGGUAGUUUGAAGUGCAACUCCAGCAACAGAUAAGCUAAAACAAGAUAAUACACAAAACAUUAUACUCCACAGCCAAAUCUUGUAGCCUAACGGUAAAAAAACAUGACACCUAAAAUUAAUAUAAUGACAUUAAUUUCAUGCCCACCAAUGUCAAAAUCAAAACUACACCCUUGCUGAAAAUACAAAUUACUGCGACUGCGGUACAAAUUUCCAGUGGACCUGUUUAUUUAUCCACAGACAACAAAUCUUACUUCUGGGAUAAUACUGGCAAUUUGCAUCUAGCUCGAGGGUGGGAGAGAACCGUGAGUCUUGAAUGUUAAAACCGGAAAGGAUUUUAUUUGAAACCUCCUGCAGGGGGAACCCCACUAUCAUAAGUUGUGGCCGACUUAAUGCUGCUCUGCAAGAACUGGCAGCGGAUGACAUCAAAGAACCGCAAAGGAGAUUCAAGAAAUUAUACGGAAGAGUUUACUUUCAAAACGUUCUCGCUACACUUUGAUGUCAUCUGCCUGUUGGUUCUUGUAGUGUAGCAUGAAGUCAAACACACGUGUAAAUUAUCACUAUUAGUAAUGUACCAAUGUUCAGAUAUGUUCUUAAAUAUUUUAAAUUAUCUUUAAAGAAAUACACAGACAAGUUAGGUAAGUCCAUAGGCCUACAUACCCUUUUCAUCUCUGUGCGUGCUGUAACUCUUAGCACAACUCUUAGUGAACUCUCUGCUCCUCACCACAGGGCUUCUUUUUGCUGCGAGCAAAUCAGCAGUCCUUUGUCUUCUGAGAAUGUAGUUUCCAACAUGUAUACGAUUAAAAGAUGGCUGUGUCUCGUAUGAUCUUGUUAUUUGUCCAUGCUGUGACUAUACAAAUCACAACAUAUACAUUUGGCAUUAUUUUGUCACUUAUUGCUAGCUGGAGCCAUUUACUUCCAGUCUUUGUGCUAAGCUAGGAUAGCGGUGGGUGCGUCAGACAGAGUUACAGCACACACAGAGAUAAUUCAUUCCACUUGAAUGUUUUAGUUUAAUGAAUUUUAUAUGCUUAAAAGUUUAAUGAAUUAUGUGCAAAACAAAACAUUAUAUGAUAUUUACUUAAUUGUUUAAGUAAAGACAAUAUCUGGGUUAACAGUGUAUGUAAUGCAGAUGCAUGCUCAUCGAACUUAAUUCAAUUGAGCAUAAAAAUACGCAAAUAAAAAAAGUAAAAGAUGUACACAAUAUAUUUUAUAUAUUUAGCAAA
Molecule: messenger RNA, 3392 nt
Organism: Misgurnus anguillicaudatus (oriental weatherfish)
Lineage: Eukaryota; Metazoa; Chordata; Actinopteri; Cypriniformes; Cobitidae
Source: RefSeq, a predicted model, not a curated record